AUGAAGAUCCUCCUCAUCUUCACCCUCUUCCUGAUUCCAGGUGGAGGAGAAUCAGAGAGAGUGACAGGAUAUUCAGGAGGAGGAGUCCUCAUCAAGUGCACAUACGACACAGGAUACACAUCAAACCCAAAGUACCUCUGUACGGGUUCAUGGCCCUGCAUGACGAAGCCAAUUUGGACAGAUGCUAAAAAUGAGUGGAUAAAUAGAGGAAGAUUCUCACUGUUUGAUGACACCAGAGCUGCAGAGUUCUGGGUGUUGAUCAGAGAGCUCACUGUAGAGGAUUUUGGAACGUACAAGUGUGCAGUUGAUAAAUUUGGCUUUGACAUCUACACACCAGUGGAAUUGAAUGUACAGGAAGGAUUGACAGAUCAAGAGAAGAGCAUCAGUGUGACUGGUCAUGUAGGAGGACGUGUGAACAUCAGCUGCAAAUACUCACAAUCCCACAGCAGUGACCCCAAGUUUCUCUUUUCCUCUGUGGUCACUGCUGUGUCUGUGAUUCUGCUGCUGCUUCUGAUUGGACUCUUAUUCUUCAUAGUCACUCUUUCAAAGAGAAGCAAGACCCAAGAAGCUCUUCUGUUCUCCACUCGUUACCUGUAUUAA
Molecule: messenger RNA, 600 nt
Organism: Colossoma macropomum (tambaqui)
Lineage: Eukaryota; Metazoa; Chordata; Actinopteri; Characiformes; Serrasalmidae
Product: CMRF35-like molecule 9
Exons: 5
Coding region: 1-600 (199 amino acids)
Source: RefSeq, a predicted model, not a curated record